This is a messenger RNA of Spodoptera exigua (beet armyworm), 612 nucleotides long. The record is from the annotation of a GenBank genome assembly. Lineage: Eukaryota; Metazoa; Arthropoda; Insecta; Lepidoptera; Noctuidae.
AUGGGUCGGCUCGACCGGAGUGAUACCACGGCCUCACAGAAAACUGGCAAAGGAAAACUUUCCUGCAUCCGCACCGAAUCUGAAUCCGGGUCGGACAAGAUGUCGUUACGGCAAUCAGCUUCAAAACAGACGUCGAAAAACUCGACAGCACACAGCGACUGCUCAUCACAAGACCACAAAUGCCCGUGCUGUUUCAGACCAGAAAAGAAGAAGAAACAUAGGACGAAAGAGAAGGAAUCACGGUUUUACAACAAUGACGUCACAUUCAAAGCAAAUUUCAAAUACAAAAACACUACAAGACGGACGCAUUCAAUGAAAGAACAUGUCGAAAAUAAUCGUGUGUCGUCUCUAAGAAGAGAAACGAAAACUGCACAAACUUUGAGCCUUGUUGUCGGAGGAUUUGUUGCAUGCUGGCUUCCAUUCUUCUUGUACUAUCUCCUUACCCCUUUCAUACCAAGUAAUUACGUAAAUCCAGUCCUAAUGUACAUACUCACAUGGCUAGGGUGGUUCAAUUCAGCUAUAAACCCCUUUAUAUAUGCUUUUUAUUCACCUGACUUCAGAGUAGCUUUCUGGAGGCUUACAAUAAGAAAAUGUAAGAGAAAUAAGCGUUAA